AUGUCUGACUAUCCGAUCCGGCCACCAACGCCGCAGGCGAUGCUCCAUCGUCUCCCUGAUAAGCCAGAGACAGAGCUCCAAGACAACACCAAACCAUCGAAGUAUAUCAUUCUCAUCACAGCUUCGACAUCGGUGGCAGGCAAAGUCCAGAUCGCGAAAUCAGUCGCUACGGCACUGUCCUGUCCGCUCUUCCAAGGCGACAGCUUGCAUGAGACGUCAGCCAAAGCCGCCACCGUGGGCAUGUCGAGGGGCCUCUCGGGAGCUGAUGGCGAUGACGAAGCUGUCCGACCGAAUGAGGCGCGAUAUGAGCGCAUGUGGCUUUCCAAGAUGACCAGAACGGGUCUUUUGUUCCCCGAAGAGUCCCGGCCUGCCAAUGAGGGCUUCUCUGGCUUUGGUGGGACAUCCUCGACAUCGACGAGUCGGCGAGGCUCCUUCAGUUCCAUUGCAUCGACCACUUCGGAUGCCGCCUCAACUUCCAGCAUUGCGAAAAGUUUUAUGUCCUCGGGCCCUCCGAUAACAAAAUAUGUCAAUAAACCUAUCUUGUCCGCUUCGCUUGGGGAUGAGAAUGGGCAGAAGUCGAAUCUUGCCUUGAUGGUCGUCACACAUCCCCAGCUGGAGAAAUGGCACAAGGAUUCAAUCAGAAAAACCGUGGAAGAAUAUGGUAUUGGAAUUCUCUUUGUUCCUCUAUACGAGGACGAGGACGAGGACGAGGAGGAGCUCCCUGUGUUGAAGCCCUUUGAUCCACAGGUGAUGACAAGUUUUGGUUCUGUUGCCUCAAUUCCCUGCCCCAAAGCUUCACGUGGCUAUUUAGGCGAAGAAACAGUAUUGAGAGUUGAUAUUGAAGCAAAAGUCGAGGACAUAAUUGAGGAGAUUGUCGACGGGGCUCGCGGAAUCAUGGAGGCAUAG
This is a messenger RNA of Colletotrichum siamense, 906 nucleotides long. RefSeq lists its product as uncharacterized. NCBI's taxonomy places the organism in Eukaryota, Fungi, Ascomycota, Sordariomycetes, Glomerellales, Glomerellaceae. The record is from RefSeq and is a predicted model, not a curated record. The coding region runs from base 1 to 906 and encodes 301 amino acids. The transcript has a single exon.